CGAGAUUUCACAUGUUGCAAAAUGGCGGACGACGAGGAAAGGAUGGACGAUGAAAUGCUGGAUGCAGAUGAAGAGAGAAUAGAUGAAAGUGGAAAUGAAGACAGCAGAAAGGAAUCUGAAGAAAAGGACUCUGUGUACCUACCAGGGGAUCCCAUUGAUGAGAAUGAAGAACUUGAGUUUGACAAGAGUGCAUAUGAAAUGUAUCAUGAGGCUCAGACUGGUGCACCAUGUUUAAGUUUUGAUGUAAUUAAAGAUCAACUUGGAGAAACAAGAACUGAGUUUCCAAUGGCAUUGUAUUUGGUCACUGGUACACAGGCAGAAAGAGCUCACAGCAAUUCCAUCAUGGUUGUUAAGAUGUCUGAUUUGUCAAAAAUUGAUCAAGAUGAAAGUGAUUCAGAUGACGAAAUAAUCGAAGAUGAAGCUGAUGGGCCAGCAAUGCGAACAGCUUCUAUAAGGCAAAUUGGUGCCUGUAACAGAAUAAGGCACUCACAUAUACCAAACAGACAUCUGGUUGCUUCCUGGUCAGACACAGGCAAGGUUCAUAUCUGGGAUGUCGCAGAGCAGAUGAAUGCAUUAGAUAAACCCGGAGCGCCAAAGAAUCAAUAUUUUGGAGACAAAGUCAAGCCAAUGUUCACUUUCAAUGGUCAUCAAGCUGAAGGAUUUGCGAUUGAUUGGUCAAAGGUAAACCCAUCCCGCCUGGCAACCGGCUCCUGCAAUCGGAAUAUCCAUUUGUGGCAACUCAGAGACGACGGAAAUUUUCAUGUCGACCAGCGCCCAUACAAUGCACACGAAGCCUCUGUGGAGGAUAUUCAGUGGAGUCCAAACGAAAGCAAUGUAUUUAGUUCUUGUUCUGCAGACAAAACGAUACGAGUCUGGGAUGCUCGUGCAGUUGGAAGCAAAGCAUGUAUGAUCACGUGUAAAGCACAUGAUGAUGACGUCAAUGUAAUCUCCUGGAACCAAAAUGAGCCGCUGAUUGUUUCUGGUGGAGACGAUGGUGCAGUUAAAGUAUGGGACUUGCGACAGAUUCAAAACGAUGUGCCAGUUGCAACUUUCAAACACCACAAAGCACCAAUCACAUCUGUUGAAUGGAAUUCACGUGAUAGUUCCGUUUUUGCUGCUUCUGGGUCAGAUGAUCAACUUACUCUUUGGGACCUUGCGGUGGAGCGUGAUGAUGGUGAUCAAGCUCAAGGCAAAUUGAAAGAUUUGCCUCCACAGCUUUUGUUCAUCCACAUGGGCCAAAAUGACAUCAAAGAGGUCCACUGGCAUCCCCAACUUCCUGGAGUUGUUUUGAGUACAGCUGGAAAUGGUUUCAAUGUUUUCAAAACGAUAAGUGUUUAGCUAGUAUCAAGUCCAAUUCUGAAGAUAGAUCUCAGAUAUACAGUUCAGUUUUAUAAUGGAGCACUUGUGUUACUGGAUCUCAAGCUAGAGAGGAGGCGGAAUGCUAAAGUAAAGGCCUGGAUCAUAUAGAAAGAUAAACGAUGUGGAAAAAGAUAAAAGGCAAAGUGGUCAUAGAGGGAGUGUCGUCUUAUCGCAUAGUAGCGUACCCAGGGCUGCAGCAGUGGGGGCGUGGUCAAAAAAGUUUUUCCCGUUUAUUUGAUCCAUAUUAGCUACGGUAAAUAGCAAAGUAUUUUAAAAUUAUUGUUGACACAAGCAUACAGUAUACUACCCCACCCUUUCCCCCCCCUAUGAGUUUUGCACCAUUUUUGGACAAAUUUUAGAAAAGUGGGGGGUUCCGGACCCCCCAUUCCCCAUUGUAGAGGCUGCGCCAAAAAAUUCAAAGUUGGGUAGGGCUCGAGUUGAUAGCUUUAUUAGACUAAAGAACCAUUUUUUAAAACUGCACUUAAAGCCUGGUUCCUUUAAAAUCGUAAGAGUGUCGGCGACAGUCUGCGUCAGUCUGCGUUGGCCUUCCGAUUUUAUGGAACACUUCCGAUCGUUACGACUGCGCCGACUGUGAAUUGCAAUGGUCGGGAGAGUUGAUCUGAGUUCAACUUUUAUGGGAACCAGGCUUAAAUGCUUCAAGAUAUUUUAUGGGGAAAUAGUUAUGCUAGCGGUACAUUGGAAGGGCCGGCGAAAAGGUUUCGGAGGCCCUAGGUAUUUCUGACGGUAUAGGCUUCCCUGCGAGCAAAGCGAGCAGAAAAGUUUUGCCCCCACGCUCUUAAGAUAAGUUUAAAAUACAUUUCAGAAUAUUUCUCACUGUCAUUUUCUUGCAAUCGUUUAUAAUAUUAUGCUAUGCUUUAAGGCAUGCUUUUAGUACGUUUGAUUAUUUCCAAUCUUAAAAUGAAAUUCACUACUUUAUAAAGGUCCCAUAGAUCUAUUAUUUAUUGGAAAUUAAUCAACAACAGGAUUUAUCGCAAUAGUUUUUCUCCUAUUUUGUCACUCUUUUUACUUUCUUGAGAACAUUUUUUGCAAAAUAGUGGGGUGGGGCUGAAGCCCCUAGCCCUCCUUCUAGCGCCGCCCAUGCCUUGUGUACGCAACUGUUAUCGCAAGCACUUGAAUGUGUAGAAAGAUGAUAUACUGCCGAUAGCCAUAAUGCCUGUGGCCUUUUACGUGGGCUUCCAACACUGGGAUAAGAUAUAUAUAUUGGUUUUGCGGAAAACAACAGUGUACCUUU
This is a messenger RNA of Rhopilema esculentum, 2611 nucleotides long. RefSeq names its product glutamate-rich WD repeat-containing protein 1. NCBI's taxonomy places the organism in Eukaryota, Metazoa, Cnidaria, Scyphozoa, Rhizostomeae, Rhizostomatidae. The record is from RefSeq and is a predicted model, not a curated record. Gene Ontology annotation, molecular function: protein binding. Gene Ontology annotation, cellular component: nucleolus. Gene Ontology annotation, biological process: ribosome biogenesis.